GCUGUUGUUGAGAGUUACAAUAAGUUUUCGACAUUUUGGUCAAAGUACUAUCCAUCCAAACUGAAAAUGACUAUUACCUGUAGUUCAGAAAUUCGAUCCGAUGAUGAUAGGGAAAGCUUGAUAAUUGACAGCCUUCAACUCGGCGAGAAAGAGGAAAAGUGCUCGUCUGGAGAUGAUUCACCUACGCUUCUUCACCACAUAGCUCUCUGCGCCAGCAACGGUUUUUGCAGCUUUAUGGCGUUUGUAACAUGCUCUUUGUUUUCACCAUUCUUUCCUCAAGAGGUUAGCACUUAUAUUUAUUUAUUAAUGAUAUAUCACAACAAAUGAGGCCUACAUUGGAAAAUAAAUGUAAUUCCUAGUAUAAUAAGUGACUAGUUGUCCUCAUAUAAUGAUUUCAAACUCUAAAUCAACCCAUAAUUUAUCAGAAGUGUCUAAAAGCAUAACAGUUUCAGUAGAGACCGUAGUGAAAAAGGUGAGGAUGUGAUAAUAUUUGUCAUUGAUAGUUUCGUAAUCAGGGUAUUUUGACUUUGACUUCAAUUAGAAUUUUAAUCUCCUGAUUGUAGCUAUUGAUAUUCUUAAACUACUGUUACCAAUUCUAAUGGAAAAUGUCUGAGGUCAAAAUCAGAUUUGAUUCUCUAAUUAAAGGAAGGGCUCGUUAAAGAACAGCCUUCAGUCCAAUAGGAGAGUGCAGUACUCGAGCUCAGAUUUCUCUUGAGUUAGUUGACUUUGGACUCUUCGAAGCAUAGUUAUUAUCAUUCCUAUCAUUAUUGUCUACUUUGUGGUUUUUUAGGCACGUUCUGUAAAUCAUUCACUAUUCUUUCCCAGUGAGGGUAGCACCUAGCACUUCCAAUCGCUCUGACGAAGGGCUAACGCUCGAAACGUCAGCUUUUUUACUUUUGACGGCGACCAAUUUACGUUUUCAACUCAGUUGUUAACACUAAAUUACCUACUAGCUCUUACAUUUUUUGAUGAAUACUAAUAUACUUCUGUCUAGGACGCCCACGUUUGCCAAUUUUUACACUCUAUUAAAUUUAACCAGUAUGUUAUGUGUUAACGAUCCUCAUUCCUAAAUGUCAUUUUUUCCCUUGAAAUUACGGAAGGGCUCGUUAAACAACAGCCUUCAAUCCAACAGAAGAGUGCAGUACUCGAGCUCAGAUUUCUCUUGAGUUAGUUGACUUUGGACUCUUCGAAGCAUAGUUAUUAUCAUCCCCAUCAGUAUUGUCUACUUUGUGGUUUUUUUUAGGCACGUUCUGUAAAUUCACUAUUCUUUCCCAGUGAGGGUAGCUAGGAACCUCUGCGAUAUUUCAAUUGGUUUGUCACGCAUUUCUCUCGAUAACUUUUGCGUUUAGCGGCUAUUCGAGAUCAGUGGAGGCGCGUAAUUGCCGCUCAGAUCGAAGAGAAACUGGAACCCAAAUAGGUCAAAUCGGAGAAAUCGAAAACCGCAUCGGAUAUCAAAUCCGAAAACUGCAUCGGAUAUCAAAUCCGAAAACCCGCUGGUACUUUUCGCGAAAACCGAAAACCAGAUGCUGAAAAUAGGUAUAUCCGCAAACCGCAAUGAACACCAAAACCGAAAAACCGAAGUUUUUUGGUACAAAAACCAAAAAACCGAUCUAAAAAAUAGCUGAAACCGUAAAACCGAAAAUCCCAAUGCCCCCCUCGUUUUGGUCUCGGUCCGCAUUUUUGUCAACAGAAUUAACACACCGUUAAAAAAGAUGAUAAUAUGAACCACGUGUAAAGCUGUCAAUUGUUUCUCGAAUGUUGCGCGUGUUAAAUAUUCAGUAGUAACAUCUCAUUAACAUCUACAUCUACAUCUACUUCUAUUAAAUUGGUAAAAUCUGUACAGACAUCACACCAACCAACUCGCGCGCAAAGUGAGAAGACUAUAUGAAGGCUUGAAAUUAUAUUAAGAUCGAUUUUGAUCAAGAAAUGGGCCAGAAGUAUUCCACAAUAAUGCAAAUAAUCGUGAAAGCUGAUCGCGGAAAAGCGAUUGCGUGACGCUCGGUAAGUUGUAAGAUGACAUGUUAUCACACGCCAGACGAAAAAACUCUUUAGAUUCUUAGUAUGCAUUUUGUACCCAGUCUGCAGUCUGCAGUCUACAUUUUAUACCUAGUCUACAUUAAAGAAAUACUCUGUACACUCAUGGCAAAAGGCUCAUCACAAUUACCUUGAAAAGUACAGAGAUAGAAGGUUUGAGGGGAGAGGGGUGGGGCAAAGGGCUAAACUGGCAGAAGUAGGAGCUUAAUGAGGGUCUAGGGAUGGUUGUUGUGCAUAGUUUCCAAUCAAUAAUGCCUCUUUUAUGGUUUCUUUUAUAAGUUUUGCGAUUUAUCAUUCAAUUUUUCUUCUUCUUUUUUGUUGACUUAAAGGCAAGGGAUAAAGGCGUGUCUGGAACUAUAGUGGGUUUGAUCUUUGGAACUUAUUCGUUUGUGAUGUUCAUCUUUUCGCCAUUUUGUGGAGUUCUUGUAAGUAUUUGACUCUGAAGGAUAUUCAUAAUAGUUGAAAUAUUUGAACCAUUUGUUUGUAUAUUUAUCAUUAUUCCCUUUUUCAGCCGAUUAAAUACUCCACCAUACUUAUUUAAGUAUUCAUUUUUUGCGAUAAAUAGCUUAAUCACAUUCACAUCAAAGUAGACUCAACAACAGUUUUUGUUUCCAUAUUUUCUUGAAUAUUAGCGCCCGAGCGAUUUUUUAAAAUUUCGGCUGAAAGGAGAGGCGCUUAUUGGAAAGAGGGCGUUUAAUCAAGGGCAAGGGGAGGGGGGAAGGGGCGUGCUUAUCAAGUUAGCACAGCAAUAGGAUGAAAACCAAAGAACAGAUAACACACAUGAGUGAUAUCAGUACCACAUGGAGAUAAAAAUAACUGAAACAGAAAAGAAACUCUGAACUGAUUUUGCGGUAGUUGAAGUUUGUAAAAAAUAUAAAUAAAGUGGCAAUAGGAACAGGUUUUUCUUGUACGCCUACCUCUUAAGAAAGUAAGGGAGGAAGUGGGGUACUUGUUUGAGAUUAUGGGGAUGGGCGCAUAUUCGGGAGAGGAAGCUUACCGGUAUUUGAGCCUGGACGCUUAUUCGAGGAAAUACGAUAUUUUAGAGUUACUUCUUAAGAUAACAAACUUCAUCCCCUUCAGAUCAAAGUGGGCUUAACGAGGCAGAAACUGAAACAGUUUAUAAAAAUAGUGCAUUAUGACAAAUCUAUAUCUGGCAUCCUCAACCCUUUAAAUUCUAAUAGUGACAAGCAUCUUAUUCCUCCUUACAAUAAUACUGAUGAGUCAUUCAUUAAGAUAAUGAGAAUAAAGGAAAUUAUCUCCAUCCAGAGAAGCUUUGAUAGAUAAGUGAAUUCUCCUUGUCUGUACCAAAGAAAUGUACAGAAAAGAGUAUAGAGAAUUUAGAUACUGACAUUUGGGCGUAAAGGGAUAAUAUGAUGAUUUAUGAGAACCACAUGGCCACAACUCAGUUAUAUGUAGUUUUCUUCUUGGAUCAACAAUUGAAUUCCAAGCUUUUUCAUAAUCAUUUACUGAGGAGUAAUUUGUAUCACUUGCAGAUACCAAAAUAUGGCCCUAGGUUUGUUCUCUACUCAGGGCUUGUUCUCUGUGGGGGAUCAUUGGUUUUAUUUGGGUGAGCUAAAAUAUUGAAUUAAAUGAUUUCUGUAUUAUGAUUUCUGUAUUAUGAUUUCUGUAUUAUGAUUUCUGUAUUAUGAUUUCUGUAUUUAAUCAAACAAAGAAUCCCUUGGUUGCCAUCUUUUCUUCUCCUCAUCACUUUUCUGCCUAAAAUUGUAUGGGUAUUAUAAAGAGAAAUUUCUCUCAGGUCAAUCUUGGAAUCGGAAAAAGGCUAGCUCUCAAAUGCAGCAUUUUUCAAUGGCUUGAUCAGCUGGGAAAGACUUGAGCAAGUAAAUAUGCUGAGCACUGUUAAAAAAAAGCUCUGUUAUAAAGUUUAAACGGUCUUGGAAAUGAAGUGUGAAAAGCACUAAAGGGAAAAACUAAGAGGUUAAAAAGAUCUAACUUGCCCCUUUACUGCUUUAAACAAAGAUACACUAUGUAUGGCUUUUGUAUCUUUCAGAUUUUGUGACAUGAUUGUAGAUCGGAAUGUGUUCAUAGCUGUUUGCUUUGUGUUAAGAGCAACAUGUGCCAUUGGAGGGGCUGCAACUGAAACCUCAACAGUGUCCAUUUUACUGACACAAUUUCCUGAUAAUGUUGGAAUGGUUUCAGUAUGUGGGAUUUUUUUUCUUGAAUUCAAACUAAAUCAGUUUUGUAAUAAAUGUAUUGUGUGUCUUAAAAUGUGAAGAUUACAGUAAUGAUGUACUUUGAUAUGCACGAUGAAUUAGAGGUUCUAGUCGGUUUAAAAUGAUAUGAAAGAAAUGUGCAGUUAUCAUAUGACGUAGCAUAGUGACUGAUGAAUGAAUGCUUAUUUUUAGUUAUAAUGAUUAAGGUGGCUCUAUCAAACUCGCUGAGAAAAGGCAUCACUCAGUAGCCACUGUAUAAAGCUUGUCAUGACAUUUCCUGAGUAAUUCUCUUUUUCUUUAAACGUCAUUUUCUAGGGCGUAUUGGAGACAGCUGCUGGAGCCGGAAAUGCCUUUGGUCCAGCUAUUGGAGGAUUUCUUUACACAGUAUGUACAAGGCAUGAUCUUUAUCUGAUACAUUAUCUGGUUUAAAUUUGUAGGUAAUAUAUCAGGCAAAUAUGAUCUGGUAAGCAUCCUUAAAUUGACGAAAUUGAACAAGGAAGUCAUGUCGAUCGACGUUACAUUCAAAAACGUUACUGGUUUUCUUUUUUUCUUUGAAUACCUAUGCUCCUUUCAGCCAGGUUUCAGUACUCGUGUUGUCUAAGAGACGCUACCUCACCCCCCACCCCUCCCCUACAUCAUAGUGAGGUUGAACACUUAGUUAUCUCAGCUUUUUCGUCCACAGAGCAUAUCGAGGAAAUAAACAAAGAUAUUAGUAACUAGGUAAUUAAAGCUGCAGUGAAAUGCUGUCAUCAAUGUUCAUUCAUCUUAAAUGAUCUCACUUCUAGGUUGGUGGUUUUAAACUUCCAUUUUUUGUCACGGGUGGCACUUUGAUUAGUGUAAUUCCAAUUAUAGCAUUGGCACUUGGCAAAGGUUUGAUUUUGAGAUUUUUUUUGAUCAUCUAGUUUAUCUUACUGGUUAAAUAACAACAAAGAGUCCACGAAAGCUUUGUUUUAAGCUGAAGUAAUAAAAAUAAAUUACAAACAGGUUCAAGAAAAAUAGUUUACCGCGAGUAAACAAAAUAGCGGAACGGCGUUUGAGUCAGUGCAUAUGCACGGCUCGAUGUUGUUGUCUUUCGAUUUUGCUCCAAUAAUGUAAGGACAUUGAAAGUUAAGUCAUCAUAAUGGAAAUAAAUUUCACCAGCAAAAAUUCCAAUUUUUAUUCUACCUUUAUUUCACUAAAAAUUAUCCAGAAAAUAUUAAAACUGCCUCCAAGGCUUGCAAACUUUCAACAAAAACUUCCGUAAAAAUUAUCAGAUCGCAAUCGCAGAGGUAGCCAAUUCUGGCCACAAAAAUGGCAUUUUAGCCAUCUAAAUUGAAGUAUUCUUCAGAAGCACGUCAUAGUUUGUGCCCUCAUCUUGCAUAUGGCCAUUUCUCUUCAGUUUUCUUUUUAAUCUCUGCUCGAGUUCUCGGUGCCAUUGUGUUCAUUCAUUGAGAAAUUAGUUUUACUCUUUGUUCUUCUGACCGGCAGGUCAUUCAGUUUCAGGCUCUCUGAUUGGUUUAAUGGCACUUUUUGAAGGUUUUCAUGAGAAUCAGUGAUUUGAUCACAAAAUAGAAAUAAAUUUAUCAUUCUAUCUUGUAAGCUUCUCGGCUGCGCCUCGUGGUUUGUAAACUUUUCACGUGUUCUCCCAAUAUUACGCCGUAAACCGAUAGAAAAAGGGGUUUAUUGCUUAAAUAAAUGUUUAAAAGGCGCUGAGAUUCAAAGAUCCGUCAAUAUGAUUGGGGAAUGAGUAAGCAAAAACGUCAGUCUAUAAACAAUCUUUCAGUUCACCCUUGAGUCGUUGUUGUUAUGUAUGUCUCCUUUUUUAUGAUGUACGAUACAUAGACAUAAACUAGCUUUGAAAUUGUUUCAAGGUAAUAUGUACCAUUACUCUUUAACAAACACUUUGGUAACCAAAUAUCAUGUUAGCCACCAACAUGAAAAUGCAGGGUAGAUUGGUGAUUGUGUCAGUAUACCGAUGCAUUUGUUCGCGGAUUGGCUGCGCCCCAGGUUUUUCAUUAGUUUUUGGAAAGUGUCGAAACGCUUGUACCUGCGUAUAAGACGCACCCCUAACAUAAGUUCCAUUCUUUGGCUGUGGCUAAUCUGUGAGUAAAAACAGUAUAUCAAGCCCAUCCUUUAGGAUCGUGUGGGUAAAAAGCAUUUAACUGAAAGGAAAUUCAGCCCUAGGGCCGCAUAUUUUUUUUGCUGAUCACCUCUAACUCAGGCUAUGGGAAUAAAACGAGAAACAGGAGUUCCUCCACUGCAUUUAGUGUAGUUUUGAGCCAUAUUAGCCCGUCCCUGAGAAGUUUCUAUCUAAUAUUACAUUGUUUUAAUUUAAAAACUACAAAGCAGGAGAAGAAGAGAAGAAAGACGAGGACAAGGAAUCAAUAUCCAUGUUAAAAGUGCUUAAAAUUCCAUCUGCACUCAUGUUAUGUAAGUACAUGAGUACUCUUAACAUUUAACCUAUUAUUUCUGACAAUGGAUGAUGGAGAGUUAAUAUUACUGGAUAAUGUGAUUGCUGAUGCACCCUGGGUUGAGGGUAGCCAGAAUACUUCUUUUGGCAGAACAUUUAUGUGGAUACCACGCCUAUCUCAAAACAAUACCUCUGAAAAUAAGUCAGGAUCAGCGAUUGAAAAGAGCAGAGGUCUUUUAUUUUAGCUACAUGUGUUAAUGAGUUAGAGCUGUUACAAUUGUAAAGAGAAAUGAGAUUGGUCUCUGAUAAAUUUUUCUGCCAUUAUAUUCCAGCUCUCUGCUUUGUCGUCUGUGGUUUUUCAUUUCCUUACUUUGCGCCUGUCUUAGGGCCGCAUUUAGAGCAGGUACACCACGACUUUUACUUUAAUAUUAUGACAGGUGUUUUUGACUUAACAUAUAAUGCUUUAGACUGUCACAGAGCAUGCUACGUCAACUGUAUGGUUUUAUCAAAUUUGACUUGUCUUCGAGAGGAAAACCUGGGCACCAAGAUCUUUUAACGCGAACAUUCGAAAAUACUCCAGGAUUUCGUUAGUUUUGUUUAACCUCCCUUUUGUGAUUCACCAAACUCGCGCCAAAAAUAAAAGUGAUCACGAAUGGGUCACUUGCAUUUUAUUGUGCAUCACGUAGAUUCCUUCUUUGUACUUAAUUUGAGUUCCUUAUAAGCUCUGUGGGAUGUUUUUCUAUUUUCUGAGUAGACAUUGUCACUACUUCGGUUUCCAGUGUUAGACACUAAGUCGACAGGCUCUCAUUAUUAUUAACGCUGCAGGACGCGCUUUUCUCCGCACGUUGGAAGGUUCGAGACGAGUCGGGAAGAGGUUUGCUGGAAUCUGGCAGAGCCCAAACAGACCGCUGGCCGGCUUGCUUUUCUGAAGAACUCAGGCUUCCUCGCAGGCAAAGAAACGCUCGUGUUGCAGCGCUCAUGAUGAGUGUCUGCUUGAAGGCUUAAUAGAAAUGCCUGUUUCUAGUUACUAAGAUGCUUCACCUAAAAUUCAGUUCGCCAAAAUUUUAGAGCCGUCUGUCUUCCAAGCUGAGCUCAAUUGUCCAAUUUUUUAAGGUUCUCAAACGAUGGUAUCUAUUCACUUCACAGAUGGGUCAAAAUACAACACAGAUUUAUCUCGUUUUUCUUUAUUGGUCUGGCACGUACACUCUGUUAGCGCCAAUAGUGGGCUACAUAGGAGAUAAAACGGUAAGUUUUCGCUUUAGCAUAGCAACAAUUAACUUUGCAUCAGGAUCUGACAUUAUCACAAUUUCCAAAUCUACGGUUCAAGAAAUUUCAUCAAAAAGACAAGCGAUUACCAUCAAAGGAAACUAAGACUUCUUCAUGUGAGUUUUUUUUUCUUUUAUGUGGAAUUGUAAGGGAAGGGGCGGGGUUCCCAGUGCAUUAUGGAAUCCGUAAUGGCAUGUUCAAACUGAAUUUCACGAUGACCAACAAGGUCCAUUCCUUCCCAAUCAAGAGUGUCUUUCUCAGAGGGCGGGGAUUGGGUUGCGUUGAAAUAAAAUGGAUUAUAAAAAGCAAAAAGUGCUGUGGAAAAAUGGCGAGUUUUGGCGACGUCUUGCUGUAGAGAGUUUUCCCAAAUAUUGUCUAUUUGGAUUUCUGUAGGUUCUCUAGGGAGAACACUUACCGUUACCUCCGAUUUACUGUUGAUUCAGUUGUCAACUCGAGGCGUCACUUCAGAGAAAAACUCAUAUACCCGCAAUCUGGGUUCGCUUGUUAAAACCUCAUGUUGACGCCUCUUCCUCGUGUGUGAUUUAGUGUGACUUAAAAAUAAAUGCAUGAUUUUUAUACGAUUCCAUUCUUCUCUAUUAAUUUCUUCUCAGAACUGUUAUCGAUCGAUGAUUAUAGUAGGUUUUAUUGGACUCUUCAUUGGAUUUCUGUUCAUGGGACCUGCUUCAUUUCUCACGUUCUUACCACCUAAGUAUGUGUACUAAUCAUUUUGCAUACUCUUGAAAUGUUAAUGCUUUAACUCCCACGGGAUCUGAUUGUUAUUUUCUAUUUUGGCUACAAAUUUCCUUGAAAAUUGGUAACGAGAAUUUGGUGCUAGAUCACGAAAAGACUUCUACUUGAUAAGAUCGAUUAUUCUCAUUACCUGUUUGCUGGACAAUGUAUGGAAAUUAUAGUGAUAGUUUACAGGUUUAUAACUUCUGGGAGUCAUAAGGUGAAGAAAAAGUACACCUUAACAAAUAAUACUCACAGAUAAGCUGCAAUUUAAGCAAUUGCAGAAAAAAGCCUUUAAAAGUUCAGCUUUCAAUAGGAUUCGAACGAGCGCUUCUAACCACUGAGCCGCAGAGCCACAUUUAGUGAGCAAGGCAAAUUUAAGUGGGGCCUUUAUUUGCCUUAAAAUAAUUAAAAAUGAAAUGAAGUAAAUGAUAUAUUGGCUGGUCAGAGGAGAGUGUACAAUCCUUACAUUCCUCCACACUAACCUUAAACGUAUUGGAAAUGUGCCAACAAAUAUACUGAGAACAUUUUGGUGAAUGAUCGAAACUUUUCAAAAUUGAUCUGUGUUUUGAGCGAUUGGUACAUGUUCAAACAAGUCAGAGGUCACCAGCGUGCAAUCCCACGCAGAUUUGUAGCUGCAAUUAUCAACUUUCAAGCCUAUUUCUAAAUCAAUCGAAAACUGAAGUUCAGUCACCUGAAAAAACCUUAUCUUGAUGGUAAACUACUCAUUGGAUCCCGCUAUUCUUGCAGGACGAUUUGGCUGGUUAUUUUUGCAAUAACCAUCCAAGGAAUUGCUGGUGGUUUUGCUUUUGUACCCAUCAUGUCUGACCUUAUUAAAAAUUUAAGGUGAGUAGCAAUGUUUUCGUAAGGCUCGUUUCUUUUCUUUAGCAAGGAUAAAGUUUCAGUCAGUGAAUGGCAGAGUCCAGGAAAUCCAGUUGGGAAGAGUUUAAGUUACUGGAAGACAACCUAAUUGAUUUAUUUAUAGAUAUGUUUUUGUGUCAAUGAUUUUGGGCUUGCUUUUGUUACCUCUUUUCCUCUUGCAGGGCAAAUGGAAUGCCCGAUAAUUCCUCCACAAACGCGCUUGUGUCGAGUAUUUACGGUUUUAUGUUCUAUUUAGGGUAUGUGCUCUUUUUUCACCGAUUCUUUAUCUUUUUUGUGUUAGUUGCUGAAACGGUAACGAUAUGAGGGAGGGCAGACGCUAACAUCCACUCUUAAAAUGGAUCAUGUACAUUUUUUCAAUUCCUUUUUUACAGAGGAACAAUUGGACCCAGUCUGGCUGGAGUAUUAGAUGAUCAUUUUGGAUUUGAGUGGGCCAUGAGUGUAAGUGCUGUUUUCAUCAUUCGAGGCAUUUGAUCUACGCUACGAAACUUAAUAUUAUGAAGAGUUUGGGGAUAAGUCAGUAUUUAUCGAACGGCGGUGGUGGGGUGGGGGAGUGAAGGAUUUUGGUAAGGAUCACAUGGUUUUCAAGGGAAACAGAUGGGGGAUCACUCCGUUCAGCCGUCGCAACAGAGUAUAAGGGGAAACUAUAGAAAAUUAACUGUUAAUUACCUGUCAGUGAGAGGGGACAAGAGAUGAUGAGGCGGAUUUUGGUUAUGUCAAGAUAGAAUUUAGUUCCAACAAACUCCCCACCCCACCCCCCCUCCUUCCUGAUUGUUAAAUAAUGACCCGAGUGUCCUUAACAGAAAUAAAGAUGGACUUGUAACAAGUAUUUAUUCUCGGUUUCCUACUUUUGCAGGUAGCAGCUUUCAUCUGCCUUUUCCAUGUGGGUACACUGAUAAUUUCGCUUCCGCAUGAUUAUUUUACUCUAUUUUUGGUGUUUCGUUCUUUCAUAUUUCAUUUUAAAGAGAAAGAUUUUUCUCGAAAAGAAAUCUUGUUAUUAUUUUUGCUAUUGUUGUUCUUUUUACGUAAAGGUUUUGUAGUUUAAGUUUUAUGAAUAUCUUCUGUCACUAUCUUCGAGUUUCUUUGUUUUUUCAGACCCUGGUGAUUUGUUUAUUCACGAUGAGUGAAAAGAUCUCUUUAAGGUUGGUAGAUAGUUCAAUGACGUUAGUAACAGUUGUUCUUUUUUUGCUAAAAGUACUUUACUAGUAGCUAGAACCCCUUUUUGGAGUAAUCAGGAAGGAACGUAACUGAAUUUGACCAGUCCUGAUUUAAAAUAAUUUGUAAUUUUUUUGUUACAUUGACCCUUUUGGAAGGAAUUGCGCGCAUGAAGAAAUAAAAAAAUAACUUCAGAUAAGCCUUGUCUUACGGUCAAAGUGAAACUGAAUUAACACGUUGCACGACUACUAGUGCUCUUACGAACGGAACGUUGAUUUACAAUUUCUCAGGCCGAGCUUUGCAAAACCCUUUGGGUAUUAAUCAUAGUCAACUUCUUGAAAAAUAACCAUAUGUUGCCGAGGUAAUUAAAAAUGUUUUUGUGCAAACCAACCAACUGAACACAACGACCCAACUUUACUGACGCAUCAGGACUGACCAAUCACAAUUAAGGUGAUUCCAUCGAAAAAGAAGGUGUAAUGGCAUUUCUUUUUUACUUUGCACAGUUGUUAACUACUCUAAGCUAAUCCAAAACAUAAAACAAAAAGUUGGGGUUACCUUCCUCAUUCUCGAGUUUUAGGGCUGUUAUAAAAACUACUCUGGUUAAGAAUAUAUGAAAGUCAUAUAUUUGAACUGCGGAUAAAGACAUGACACACCGGUUCUGCACCGGUAUCGCAGAGGUCAUGGGUUCAAAUCCCGUACAGGCCUGAAUUUUUUUCAGGCCUUAUUUCCACUACUGCCUAAGUAGUACACAUUACUGAGAGGAUCACUUUCAUUCAAAAAACUACUCUGUUAGCUUGUGAUACCAGAAUUGAAAAUCCUAUCCUAGAGUGUAAAGUACCCGCUAUUUCCAGAAAGUAGUCAAUGAAUACGAAAAGAAUGUUUUGCUCUUAUCAUCCCACAACAAUGUUGUGGUAAACCAUUUAAACGUUUUCAAAAACAUCAAAGUGGUGAAUAAUAGGCCCGCCGAUCAGUACUCCCUCUCUCGGACAAAACACCUAACAUCACAUCGCAACAAUUAUUCGAAAAGAAUAUUUGAAUAUCAACGAAUGAAAAAAUCUUCAAAGUUGGAUAUAUCAUGGAGGAUGGCAUUUUCUCUCGAUGCGUGGAAUAAAACUGGGGGUCAUCAUGCCCGUUUUUCCGCAAUUGUUCGGUGAAAGUGACAAAUUCACUUCUGCUGUGCAUUUUUCCGAGAGGGCACUGGAACGAGUUUCUUCCCAUACUCCAGUCUCGCUUACUGAAGUUUCGAAAUUUUGACUUUUAUAAGCUAGAAGCCUAUUUUUCAUGAUAUCUGAUACACAUUUUUCUACGCUUUAGCGUUUUGUUGUUGCAAAACCGGCCUGUGUUGUCUUUUUUUAUGAUACCAGCUUUAAAAGCGGCCGCUAUCUUGGAUGUCUCAAUGUUUUGCGCAGUAGAGGUGCGCAAUGCAAAACCAGGGAAUCACCUUAAGCUAUUGAGUCUUCCAGCCAUAGCAUCUCAUUGAAGUAAUAAACCAAUCGGUUUUCAGAAACUGUCGUAAAUCAUUCGACUGAAAAUAACUGUUUGGUUGACUGAUGACUUUUGUUUGUGUUGUCAAAAUGGAGUACCUUUACUUGAACUAGUUAACUGCACGACUGUACUAUUAUUUAUUUAUUUAUUUUUUAAAUUUAGGGGAAAUUCUGACCCAUCAGAAAGGGAACCUCUCACUGUUAACAGCAGGAAGAGGACAACAAUUGAAUGA
Molecule: messenger RNA, 12340 nt
Organism: Pocillopora meandrina
Lineage: Eukaryota; Metazoa; Cnidaria; Anthozoa; Scleractinia; Pocilloporidae
Source: the annotation of a GenBank genome assembly